AUGGCCUUUUGGAGCUCUUCCCACCACCUCCCACUCCUAGGCCUCCUGUCUCUCCUCCUCCUCUUCUUCACCACCACCACUGCCAUCCGUAUUGGCGUUGUCCUUAAACCGUCCUCCGGAGUCCAUAUCUUCCGGGAGGCACCGGCAUUCCGUAAUGGCAACACAUGUGGGUCACAAACCACCAGCUCCAUCCAUAUAGUCAUGACCCUAGACGCCAAUUAUCUCCGUGGCACAAUGGCAGCAGUGUUAUCCAUCUUACAACAUUCAACGUGCCCGGAAAACGUCUCCUUCCACUUCCUUUCGCUCCGGUCCGAGCCUGAAAUCUUCUCCACCAUCAAAUCCACCUUCCCCUACCUUAACUUCAAGCUAUACCAGUUUGACUCGAGCCGUGUUCAUGGCAAGAUAUCCAAGUCCAUUAGACAAGCCCUUGAUCAGCCUCUGAACUAUGCAAGAAUCUAUCUUGCUGACAUACUCCCAUCGAAUGUGAGCCGUGUCAUAUACUUGGAUUCGGAUGUUAUCGUGGUGGAUGACAUAGCGAAGUUGUGGGAGGUUGAUUUGGAGGAUAAAGUGGUGGCUGCACCAGAAUACUGCCAUGCAAAUAUCACAAACUACUUCACGGAAGCGUUCUGGUCGGACGAAAACUUGGCCAAAGUGUUUGAAGGGAGAAGGGCGUGUUACUUCAACACAGGAGUGAUGGUGCUUGACAUAGAUAGAUGGAGAAAAGGAGGGUAUACACACAAGGUUGAGAAGUGGAUGGUUGUGCAGAAGAGAAAGAGGAUAUACCAAUUGGGGUCUUUGCCGCCUUUUUUGCUUGUGUUGGCAGGUAAUAUAAAGGCAGUUCAUCAUGGUUGGAACCAGCAUGGGCUUGGUGGUGAUAACUUUGAAGGCAAGUGUAGAGGGCUCCAUCCUGGGCCUAUUAAUCUGCUGCAUUGGAGUGGCAAGGGUAAGCCAUGGUUGAGAUUGGACUCACGGAAGCCGUGCCCGGUCGAUCAUCUGUGGGCCCCGUACGAUCUCUACCAUUCAUCGAGAGUCAUGUUAGAAGGAUGACAAUGGAGAAAAUUCUGGUUAUAGGGGAAACAGCUUUCAGAAGGAUGUCAUUAUUUAAAGAUCGCAACACAAAAGUUUAGGUAGAUGUAUGAAAAAUGAGGUUAGGGACUUUAUGGUUUAGAGCAAGGCAAGAUCACUUUAUUGCCUUUGUUUUGUUAGCAUAGGCUUUAGUUGUUUUAGAUUGUAAAGAAAACAACCCAUUAUGCUAGCUAAAAAACUGGAGCUUGUCCCUUGAGGAAAAAAAAAAAAAAAAAAAAACACAGUUUAGGCCUGAAAAGUCCCUACGCAAAUCCAUCCGUGAUGAUUCUACAUGUUUAUGCAUUUUGGGCAGCAUGGUAGAACAACAUUUUGGCAGAAUAAUAAUUCAAAAAUUUGGGUUUUUUGCAAUUUUUUUUAUUUAUUUUUAUUUAUUCUUAAUUCAUUGUGAUGGCAUCCUCCUAUUAUCACCCAUUAUCAUAUAUCAGCAUAUAUAACAAUAUAUAUAUAUAUAUAUCAGCACAGAUUGCUUGUAGCAAG
Molecule: messenger RNA, 1563 nt
Organism: Cornus florida
Lineage: Eukaryota; Viridiplantae; Streptophyta; Magnoliopsida; Cornales; Cornaceae
Product: probable galacturonosyltransferase-like 4
Exons: 1
Coding region: 1-1047 (348 amino acids)
Cellular component (GO): Golgi apparatus
Molecular function (GO): glycosyltransferase activity
Source: RefSeq, a predicted model, not a curated record